AUGCCUAAAACCAAUUCAAUGCCCGAAAAUCCAUUUCAUCCCCAACUUCUGAGGCUAAAAGUAGACAGUUCUCAUCUUGCAGAUGAAAUAAAGGCAGGUAUAUUUGAGAAUCAUAAUCAAAGUGGUCAAGCAAAGCGGUUGACCAAGGUUAUAUCACAAAACAGAGGUCAAUAUGGAUGGAUACACGUUGCUAAUGACAAACAUUAUACAAAUCAGAAAAACUUCUCAGCAACUGAAAUCAAACUAAAAAAAAAGAGCUCUGCUCACGAUGUCAAAAAAUUUCACUCGCAACCUGCACUGAAACUGCAGACCAUAAAAUUGAAUUUGAGCAAUAAAGAUAUUACAAAUUUUCACCGGCCUAGAGCACUGUGGUAUCCCCAUGAUAAUAAGGUGGCUGUUAAAGAACAAGGAGAUCUUAUAAGUGACGAUUCAUCUUAUGGUUUGAUGAGUAGUAAUACAUCACCGAACAGGGGUCAAUAUUGGAUCCCUACACCUUCUCAGAUCCUAAUCGGGCCUACACAGUUUUCUUGUCCAGCUUGCUGCAAAACCUUCAACAGAUACAAUAACAUGCAAAUGCAUAUGUGGGGAUAUGUAUCACAAUACAUAAUUUCUAACUUUCCUAACUGUCGAACAAAUUUUUUCUAA
Messenger RNA from Vicia faba (fava bean), 645 nucleotides. NCBI's taxonomy places the organism in Eukaryota, Viridiplantae, Streptophyta, Magnoliopsida, Fabales, Fabaceae. The record is from the annotation of a GenBank genome assembly.